Messenger RNA from Synchiropus splendidus (mandarinfish), 3239 nucleotides. It is a transcript of the gene dnajb2, whose product is annotated as DnaJ heat shock protein family (Hsp40) member B2. The record is from RefSeq and is a predicted model, not a curated record. NCBI's taxonomy places the organism in Eukaryota, Metazoa, Chordata, Actinopteri, Syngnathiformes, Callionymidae. Gene Ontology annotation, molecular function: Hsp70 protein binding. The transcript has 11 exons. The coding region runs from base 456 to 1388 and encodes 310 amino acids.
CGCGUCGCACUACGCAGCAGGAUUAUGUGAAGUCAGCGCCGCUUACAGUAAACAAGAGACCGAGCUGUGUUUCAUGUCUGACUUGGUUCUGGUAGUGGCUGUUUAGAAAACGAGACUUAGCUCAGUGAAGCCAGAAAUGACUGCGCCGCACGGUCGAAGAGAGCAGGCGGGCUGCGAGCACGGGCGGGUCCAGUGACGUUUGCGAACACGAGCAAGUUCUAGACGCUCUAUUUUCUCCCUGGCCCAAUGGUGACGUCAUACGAGUCGUUUUCAGACCUGUGGCCGGGCCAGCGGCCCUGACAGUCGGAAACCAGACGGAGGCGAGGAGUGCUUCAUAUACGUUUUGACAGCGGUCGUGGCGAAGACUAACGACCGGGCUGUUGGUCACGAAGCGGCGGACACACGACUGCUGAUCCCCGCGGAGAGUUUAGGGUCGGAAGGUUAAUAAGGUCACCAUGGUGGACUACUACAACAUCCUGGGUGUGUCCAGAACAGCCACGCAGGAUGAAAUCAAGAAGGCAUACAGAAAGCUGGCCCUAAAAUGGCAUCCAGACAAAAACCCAGACAACAAGGAGGAAGCAGAGAGGAAAUUCAAGGAAGUCGCGGAAGCCUACGAAGUUCUGUCAGACAGCAGUAAACGGAACGCGUAUGACCGAUACGGGAGCGACAGAAUGAGACAAGCAGAAAGCUCCAGCUCAGACUUCCCUUCAGACUUCCCAGGAUUCAACUUCACAUUCCGCAGGCCAGAAGACGUGUUCAGGGACUUUUUUGGUGACCAGGAUCCAUUUGCAAAUUUCUUUGAUGAUUUGUCGUCCUUCGGUGGCCCAUCUUCUCGUCUCGGCCCGAGCCGCUUCUUCUCCUUCCCUUCAGCCGGACAUGACUUCACCUCUUUUUCCAGCCUGGGCGGGUUCCACGGGAUGGACGGGUUCGGCGGCGGAGGGUCCAACUUCAAAUCCGUAUCUACCUCCACUCGCAUUGUCAACGGCAAACGCACAACCACAAAGAAGAUUAAAGAGAACGGGCAAGAGCGGACGGAGAUUGAGGAGGACGGGAUCUUGAAGACAGUUCUGAUCAAUGGGGUGGAGGAUGAGAUGGCUCUGGCGUUAGAGCUGAGCAAACGAGAAGGGCCUCCCAGCCAGGAGAAGCCCAAACUAUUUGACGGAUUACCGGCGGGUUCAGAGCGAUCGCGGCCCAACCUCCACUCCGCAGGCACGCCUCGCUCCUUUAGCUCCGCCCCCUUUUACCACUACAGCGGCGCCAGCGACGACGAGGACGACGAAGACCUACAGAUGGCUUUGGCCUACAGCUUGUCCGUAAUGGACGCGGAACAGAGGGCGGCCGCGACCGACGUCAUAUCAGACUCAGAUUUUGAGGCUUUCACAAGCUGAUUGGCUGUUGCUGCUUCUCAGUCCCGCCCCCUUCUGAGGUGACAGGUCAACAUGUGGCUGCUGCUGCUGCUUCAGUCUGAAGACACUUUCAGAUGUAUUUAAUGUUAAUGUAUGAGAUGAGUAAUAUAUCUGCUUCUGGAAUUAAAGACUGGCGUUACAGCAAAUGCUGCAGUUCCAUCUUGUGUGUCUGCAGGGCAUGAAACGGUAGGUGUUUAUGUUGGACACGCCCCCUCCCACACAGUCCAGACUGUGUCACUGUAUGUUUGUUUUUAUGUGUUCUGAGGACUUCGUUUGUAUGGGUGAAAACACAGGUGUAUUUUUCAAACCUAGUUUUAGUGUAGGUCUAAGCUUUGAUCUUGCAUUGUGCAUAGCUGAAUGCAGUUUCGGUGUGUGUGUUGUUAAGUGGAUGGGAUUUGUCUUAUGUGUUGUGUUUGUGUAUUUCCCUGUGUGUGUUCAGCUCGAUUCAUUCUGUACAACUACAUUUCUUAAGUUCAUUUAUUUCUAGUGUAGAUCUGGCUGGGCAUGUUUUCACGGAGGGUUUGGUGUGUGCGAACAUGUGUAGGACGUUGUGGGGAUGCUUUGCCAGUCCCCACAAGGUUAAGCCACAAUUUGAGGAUUAAAACUUCAAAAUAACCUCAACAUUAUAAUGCAUUUUAAGUUAGGUUCAGUGUCCUGGUUAAGGUUAGCCGUGUGUUUUGGAUGGUUAGGUUUCGGGUGAGAGGCUGGGGAAAGCAUGAAAGCCAAUGAAAUGUCCCCAAAAACACAAAAACAUGGAUGUGUGUGUUUUGACUUUGCUUUGUAUUCACUUUUAGGAUUGGUUUGUGUGUGUUGAGAUGUGCUAUGAGCUUGGUUUAAGGCAGGGUGUGCUGUUCGCAUUUGUUAGCUAUACUCGUGGGGACCUUGAUUCUUGGAAACACACCUCCCUUUCUUUGCUUUGUGGGGACAUUAUUGGCGGUCCCCACAAGGUUAAGCCUCAAUUUGAGGAUUCAAAUUUCAAAUUGAUUUACAAUUAUAAAUUGGUGGAAGAGUCCUGUGUUGGAUUCACCUUUGGUUUGGGUGAAAGGCUAAGGAAAGCAAAAAAGUCAAUGGAAGUCAAAAGUGUGCGUAUGCUUUUUAUUUUUUGUGUUUUUAUUAGUGUUUUACUGGAGUUUGUUUUUUAGACGGUAUAAGUAUGUAUGAUGUGUGGGGUGCAUAUGUGUGGGCUCGUUGUGUUGUAUCAGUGAAUCAGUGUAUCAGCAGAAUGGUAUGCAUGUUACUGUUCAUGACAUUUAAACGGUAUGUUUGUUCUACUGGACAAAAGACGACGAGUUUCUUGCUGCAUCACAUCACAGAUUUAUUCUUCUGAGGUCAAAAAUACAUUUUUAUAGAUAUUUGUCUGCUACAUGAACUCAAGACACUGGUUUGGGUGACUUAUUUACAUGGACCACACAUCAAUCAAAGGUAAUACGACGAUUUGACGCAGUGACGGAGAAAGAACCAACAGCUUCAAAGUGACAGACGAUGCUGUUAAAUAAGGCGAAUUGAAAACUUUGGGGGCGAUGAGAAGCUAGACGGCGCCGGGAUGGUGAUACAUCACCAGUCUUUUUCUUUUUUUUUUUUUUACUGACAAUCUUAAGUGUCUUGCAGAGUUUGUAGGAAUUCAUCAGGAACCUGAGCCGUUGUGGAAAGAAUCAUGCUGGAUUUAAGAUCAAGUAUGACUGAAUUGUUAUAUACAUUGAUUAUAAAACUCUGCGUCCCGGGGGUGUGUCUGUUUUUCAAUCGCUUUUCAAAGCCAGUUCUUCGGUGCAUCUUCACUGUGGGAGAGCUUUCAAGAUGGCGUUCACCUCCUCGGCGACGGCCGUCAGCGCAAAC